Gongylonema pulchrum is the source of this 792-nucleotide messenger RNA. The record is from the annotation of a GenBank genome assembly. NCBI's taxonomy places the organism in Eukaryota, Metazoa, Nematoda, Chromadorea, Rhabditida, Gongylonematidae.
AUGGGUGAAGAGAAUCAGCAACUGCAACCAGAACUCGCACUUAAACACGUAAUUCUGCAAUGGCAGAAUGCAGAGCAGCAGUUAAAACUGAGACAACUACUGCUGCAGCGCCAGCAGCUGGAGCAAAUUGGACUGCUUCGUUCCUGGGAGCACAGCGGUAAAUCGCGGGAGCAACGGGAGCACGAAAUGCAGCAGCUACUACAACUGCAGACCUCACUGCAGAUGGUACUAGAUCGCUGGCACCAUGAAUGCCGUGAAAAGCAGGCAAGCAAAGAGCGACAGAUAGGGCUCCAUCCUCAUCUACUACCCCAACUAAUCGAGGAGCAAUGGCAAUCGUUACAGCAGCAAAAUCAGCUCGUCAAACAGCCAAAGUUGCUCUUCCAGCAGCUUGGACAACGAUGGCAGCAAGAGCUAAUGCAAAAGCAACUGGCGCUACAGAGCUUGCUGCAAUUGCUACAACAACAGCAGGAGCAGCAGCAACAACAACGGCAGCACCAAGGGUGCGCAUUAACCCCACAACUACAGUUAUCGCUACAAGAGCAGCUGAAACAGCAGCUACAACUACAGUUGCAGCAAGUGCAGUUCGAGCAACAGCAACAGGAGCAGUUGCAACAGGUUCAAGAACAAGGAACUGACGCAGUGCAGCAGUUACUAGAUCAACUGAUACUUUCAGCACAAGGGGGCAAGAACAAUAAAGCAGCGGCUACAGCAGCACCAAGCAGGCCAGAUCUGGAUUCUCGACAACCAGGACGUACCGAAAAACAAAGACACAAGGACCCCCACGGUUGUUAA